Molecule: messenger RNA, 1060 nt
Organism: Saccoglossus kowalevskii
Lineage: Eukaryota; Metazoa; Hemichordata; Enteropneusta; Harrimaniidae
Biological process (GO): proton transmembrane transport
Cellular component (GO): plasma membrane
Molecular function (GO): voltage-gated proton channel activity
Source: RefSeq, a predicted model, not a curated record
UGCUAAGAUGUGGAAUUUUAGCAAGAUUCAUGUUCCUUACAUUAGAAACUCGUGUGAUUGUUUCAGCUAUCACCAUCACUACCACAAAAUGGAUGGAUUUGGAUUUAAAAGAAUGCAAGAAAGCAAACAAGAUGGCCAGCUGCGUGUCAUCACUAAAGACGACACAAGUGAUAGUCUUGCGUCCGACUCACAGGAUGAAGCAACAAAAAAAGAAUUUAAUGGUUUUCGAGGCACAUGUCUGGCUGUUAUGAAUCACCACUAUUGCCAAGUAGCGAUCGUUGUUCUUGUGAUCCUGGAUGUGAUAUUUGUCUUGGCAGCAUUGGUCUUGGACAUGCAGAUGUCUACCCCCAGUGAUUGUGGGAAUUCUACAGAAACUCAAGAGUUUGAAGAAAACACAGCCAGUGCGGUGUUACACUACUGCAGUCUUACAAUACUUAGUUUAUUUAUGAUAGAGAUCUCGCUACGCAUUUAUUGUAUGCGACUAGAAUUCUUCAAACAUAAACUGGAAGUCUUUGAUGCUGUUAUAGUUAUUAUAUCGUUUUCCUUUGAUGUGGCGUAUGCAAUAUCUCCAGAUACUUUCCACGACAUCCUGGGACUUCUGGUUAUAUUCCGAUUAUGGAGGGUAGUCCGGAUAUUUAACGGUGUUCUCAUCUCUGUAAAAAAUCAAAAUGAGAAGAAACUUGCAGCUCAGAGAAGAAAAUGUUCAGAACUUGAGCAAGAGUUGGAGAAAUUUCGGCAAUAUUGUACUGUUCAAGAGAAUGAAAUUGAACUGUUACGAGAUGAACUUAAAAAACACGGAAUAACGUUAGAGGCUGAAGAAAAGAAAGAACGGCCACAGUCUCUGACACAAGUAGAUGUAAUAGUAGAAGUCAAUAAAGUCAAUGAAAAGACAAUUGAGAGUUUAGAUCGUAAAGACUUUAAGGAGGACAUUGAUGCGGUUGAUUAUAGCGAUGUGACGCCGGAUCCACCUAGUACUGAAACAGAUAAAAGUCCAACAAGAAGUACGAGUAGCACUAUUCCAGAAUCUCCUCAAGAACCAGAUUAUGGUAGCAACUGCUAG